Oncorhynchus nerka (sockeye salmon) is the source of this 1116-nucleotide messenger RNA. RefSeq lists its product as uncharacterized. Bases 118 to 1116 code for a protein of 332 amino acids. NCBI's taxonomy places the organism in Eukaryota, Metazoa, Chordata, Actinopteri, Salmoniformes, Salmonidae. The record is from RefSeq and is a predicted model, not a curated record. The transcript has 3 exons.
ACCAGUUCAGAAUAUGAGUGUGUUUUCUUAGGAUUGGAUUCCGGUGCCAGGGAAAGGUUCCCUGACUCUCCGUGUUCCUCUUCACCCAAGGACGAAGAGGAGGUGGUUGGAAGUGUCAUGACUGUCUCAUACCCUAAACCCUCCACCUCAACCCAGGCAGCAUGGGCAGCUCCUGCCCAGACUCUGGAAAAAGAGGUGGGGGGGGCUGAGGUCUCCGAGAUGAGUGACAGCUCCCUGAUGCCCACCAAGAACAGGCAGGACCCCCUGGAGAAGAUUCCCUCCCUCCUACCAGGCAAGGAGCACAUCCUCCUUUGCAGCACUCCCUGGGCCACCGUCAUGAGCCCCCAGACUCUGAAGUUUAUUCUCCACGGCAUCAUGUGCCGACUGGAGGCCUCAGAGUCCCCCCAGACAAGGAGGGCCAAUGACCCCUUCAGGCUGAUGAAGGAUCUCUUUGUGGAGGUCCAGCAUGCCCUGAAGUAUGCUGACAUCUCUGUCGUCUUUGGCCUGGAGGAGAGCAUCCAAUUCAGUGGUGAGGAUGCGGUGAAGGUCAUCGUGAAGACUGCGGCUAAAAGAUUGUCCCUGCAUUCGGACUCCAACCGGGCUCAACAGCGUGCCGCACGCUCUGGUAGCGAGGGAGCCAUCAGGUGCAUGGCGGACACCAUCACACAAGUCAUAGAGGACUGGAGUUUCGAAGGCCAUUUUGGAGCCAGGAGGAGCCGUGGUAGUGGGAGGUCACACUCCUCAACCUCCUCAAGGAGUGACGUCACCCUCACCGAGGAGCUCCUGGCUUGGAGGGAAACCCUAGAAGAGGACCUAGAGGAGAUGGCUGAUGACAGCACUGGUUUGGAAAAGACCAGUGUGAGCUCAGCCAUCUCUGAGAAGUCCCAGGUAAUUAGCUACCUUUCUGAAAGCACCAAGCCCAUCAGCAGCGCCCUCUCCACAGACCUCGAGGACAUCACCUCCACACAGAAAAAAGAGAAGGAAGAGGCUAUGAAAAAAGAAGUGAGGAAGUCAGGAAAUAAGAAGCGAGGAAAUAACAAGAACCAGAAGAAGAACAAGGUGUCUCCUCUUGGCAAUGAUAGUAAGUCCUCAUUUCUGUACUGUGGCUGCAGAUGA